GGUAGCACGUUCACCCGGAGCUCUGCAGCGGCGGACCAUACGGCGCACAGCGGUAACGGCCUGUUUAGUGUAACCUUGUGGAGAUAAAGCAUCGGUUCACCUCUUUAGUCUGGGAUUUAGUUCGGGAUUCAUUCUAAUAGUAUAAAGCUGUCGACAUGUCGCUCGCUGCCGAAGCCUUCGUGUCCCAGAUAGCAGCUGUUGAGCCCUGGCCGGAAAAUGCCACUUUGUACCAACCGCUGAAGGAUGAUCAGAUCCUGCUCUCGGAUUGUGCCUCAUCUCUGGCCGUUCAGACCUACCUGAGGAUGUGUGGCCUUCCAGUCCAAGUUGCUUGCAAGGCCAACGCAGAGUAUAUGUCCCCCUCUGGGAAGGUUCCAUUUGUACAUGUUGGGAACCAGGUGGUGUCUGAACUGGGACCCAUUGUCCAGUUUACUAAAGCCAAGGGCCAUUCUCUCAGUGACGGCCUUGAUGAUGUCCAGAGAGCAGAGAUGAAAGCGUACAUGGAGCUGGUCCACAACAUGCUGCUGACUGCAGAGUUGUACGUCCAGUGGUGUGAUGAUUCUACAGCUGCUGAGAUCUCUCGGCCCAGAUACAGCAGUCCGUACUCAUGGCCACUGAACCACAUCCUGGCCUACCAGAAGCAGUGGGACGUCCGCAGGAAGAUGAAGGCUAUUGGCUGGGGAGGAAAGUGCCUGGAACAGGUGUAUGAGGAUGUGAGCCAGUGUUGUCAGGCGCUGUCCCAGAGGCUGGGAACUCAGCCAUACUUCUUCAACAAACAACGUUCCUGGUUGUUCCACGCCCACAUCAAUCUGAAGUAGACUGAACCGCGAGGACAAAGGGAUUGUUGCCGGGCAGCGCUUAGGCACCUCUGCCUCCUGCAGCGCCGAGGCGGUGGUCCCUCGGCAGCGGGAAGCGGGGCUCAAGCAGGAGAAAUUCACGGCCAACAAUUCAAAGCCAAAGUUCCUUUCCCCCAAUUCAUUCUCAUCCAUGGCUGAGAUAAUCCCCACUACGAGUCUCGUUGUGGAAAUACCAGAGACGAGAGUCCGACGUGUUAUGCGCCAUAACACCAAAAGCAGAACGGUUAUCCAAAUAACAAGGAAGUGUACAACACUUGUGUUACAGUCCUGGAGCUCUAUAUCUAAAUAAUAUCAUAUAAUACAUAGAUAUCUAUAUCAUAUCAUACAUAUUAUCAUGGCCAAAAGCCUGGUGCGCCUCCAGACGAUAUUAUGAAUCACAAACGACUUCGUCGGGUUCUCCGACGUCUCUGGUUCUUCCACUUCCACAUCAAUCUGAAGUAGACUGAACCGUGCGCUGCCUGCUGACGGCUGCCUGCUGACGGCUGCCUGCUGACGGCUGCCUGCUGCCGGCUGCCUGCUGCCGGCUGCCCGCUGCCGGGCAGUGGUGCUUCGCGGCGGUGGUGCCUCGUGGCAACCGGCGGCAUGUCGCAGUUCAUGUACUCCAGGGAGUCAAAGCCAAAGUUCCUCUCACCCAAUUCCUUCUCAACCAUGGCUGAGAUAACCCCCAGUACAGUCUCGUUGUGGAAAUACAAGACGUCAAAGAACCGACAGCAAACACUUGCGUUACAGUGUGUGUAAUCACACACACACACACAUGUGGCGCUCGCACGGUCGUGUCUCAUUGGCGGGUCAAAUUCUUUGGGCGGGCAAGACAGAGAAAGGGGAGGAUAGAUCCUUUAUGACGACAUAUGGGACCACAUUCCAUUCCCCUUGAGCCUCCGUUUUCUUCAAAGGCGAGCAGAACACCUAGUUCUCAUUUUACACCGAACGCAAGUUUUAGCCACUGGGGGACCAUAGGCAGGCUAGGGGAACUCAUAUUUAUGUUAGAAAACCUCAUAAAGUGAGAUUUUCAUGCCAUGGGACCUUUAAUAGGCCUACUAGCACAAUAAAUAACAGGUCAUAGUAUCAGUACAACAGGCUUGUUAAAAGAAAGUUUACUGCACACAACGGCUGCCACAUAUUAUAUGCUAACUGGACUUCAACGUUCCCGCCUAGCGCCAAUAGCCCUAAGAUUCUGGGACACUCUAAUCUUUGCACUAGCCUAUUUUAGUAAUCACACAAUAACUUAAAUUAAAUUUAAAUGUACAUUAAUACAUAUUUAUAAUAAUACAUAUUUUCAAUUUGUAUAAUAAAAAAUAUUCCUGGUAAAAUGAACGUUAAAAAAAAAAGUAUCUUAUUUUGCUUUUCGACUGACCACCUGCAGUACCGUGACAGACCACUGGUGGUCCGUGGACCACUGGUGGUCCGCGGACUGCACUUUGGGAAUAACACAACUCUGCAUCAGUUGCGUGCUGCUUCACAAAUACUCUUCCUUGUUGUUCCUUGUAUGUUGUCUCGCUGGCUUAAAGGGCCGCUCUGGAAAUGGGGCGUGUCUUAGGAAAAUGGUAGUCUCCCCGGAAGUAGUUGUUCUUGUGCAAUCGGAAAAAAGUGUGCAGUCGGAAUAACGUGUGUGUGUGUGUGUGUGUGUG
This is a messenger RNA of Gadus chalcogrammus (walleye pollock), 2482 nucleotides long. RefSeq names its product metaxin-2-like. Gene Ontology annotation, cellular component: SAM complex. The coding region runs from base 156 to 815 and encodes 219 amino acids. The transcript is spliced from 10 exons. Gene Ontology annotation, biological process: mitochondrion organization. NCBI's taxonomy places the organism in Eukaryota, Metazoa, Chordata, Actinopteri, Gadiformes, Gadidae. The record is from RefSeq and is a predicted model, not a curated record.